Messenger RNA from Penicillium longicatenatum, 1818 nucleotides. RefSeq lists its product as uncharacterized. Gene Ontology annotation, biological process: siderophore transmembrane transport. Bases 1 to 1818 code for a protein of 605 amino acids. NCBI's taxonomy places the organism in Eukaryota, Fungi, Ascomycota, Eurotiomycetes, Eurotiales, Aspergillaceae. The transcript has 8 exons. The record is from RefSeq and is a predicted model, not a curated record. Gene Ontology annotation, molecular function: siderophore-iron transmembrane transporter activity.
AUGAGCGACACUCAACCCUAUGUGAGGGAGGAAAAAUCUCCCGGAUUGGGCACGGUCGCUGCUGGCGAUGGAUUGACUAGCGUGCAGAGCCCCACUAAGGCUGGGGAAAGAACCGGUCUGGCGGAUCUAGACGGCAUCAAGCGCAACUGGACCCUUCGCAGUCUAAUCGUCAUCUGGAUCUCCGCUGGUCUGAUGAGUUUUGUCGUCAACUUGAAUAACCAGUCAUCCUCUACUUUUGCGCCUUAUGCGGUGAGCGGGUUUAGCUCUGCCCCAUUGGUGGGCACAAUUGCUGUUGUACAAGCUGUCAUUGCAUCAGCAUGUCUGCAGCCUCUUGCGAGAUUUGCCGAUCUAUACGGGCGCCUGGAAAUGUUCCUAUUUUGCAUAGUGAUGGCAACAAUUGGGGAGAUCAUGCUUUCCUCCUCGGCGAAUGUAGGCGUCUACGCUGGAGCGCAAGUAUUUUGGGUCAUCGGACUUCAGGGAAUCUUAUUAAUGCUUCAGAUCAUUGCGGGCGAUUCGAGCGAUCUUCACAACCGUGCGAUUAUGAAUGCGAUCCCGUAUGCGCCGUCAUUCAUCACCGCCUGGAUCGCUGGUCCCUUCGCAGCGUCUGUGCUUAAAACCUCAUGGAGAUGGGGCUUUGGAAUCUUCGCGAUCCUCGUUCCCGUCAUUGGGACUCCCCUUUCGUUAGCUCUUUUCCACAGCAAACGGAAGGCAACAAAACAGCAAAAGUCUCAAGGAACCUACCAGCGUCGCGAUCAUCUUGCGAAUAUCAAACAACUAGAUCUCAUCGGUCUAAUUCUGUUUGCAGCCGGGCUCUCCCUUGUGCUUGUGCCUAUCACGCUAGCGGCGAAGACAGCAAACACAUGGAAAGCCCCGCAUAUUAUUGCUAUGAUAGUGGUAGGCUGUGUCAGCUUUAUUGCAUUUGUCGUGUGGGAGACCAUGUGGGCUCCCUGGCCCAUGAUGUCCAUGAGGCUAUUCAAGAGCCGCACCGUAAUUUUCGGCAUAGCAGCUUCAUUGAUUGAUUAUACGGCACUCUAUCUUCUCCAGGACUAUAUCGUGACAUAUGAGCUGGUUGCCGCUGAACUUUCCGUCAAAGCAGCUACGAACAUCGCCAUUCUCAUUCCCUUUGCUGCUGUUCCUGGACAAUUUGCAUCGGCUUUCCUUGUCAAGUAUACGAAGCGGUAUAAGUGGAUCACAGUCUCUGGAUAUGCACUGAACCUUCUCGGACUUGGGUUAUCAUACAAGUAUAUCAAUGGACAUGACCACUUGGGUGCUCUGGUUGUCUCCCAGUUGAUCCUCGGCUUUGGAGAGGGAAUCAUCAAUACUAUGCAGCUCGGCAUGCAAGCAGCCGUGAACCAGGAUGACAUGGCCGCAGUCACUGCCUUGUUCACUGCAUCAAUUGGAGUAGGCAGUGCCUUUGGUGGAGCGGUGGCAGGAGGAGUAUGGACUGCCAUUCUUCCUCGAAGACUUCGCGAAUACCUUCCCACCGAUGCGCUAGCUGACCUGGCAGAGAUUGACGGGUCCAUCGAAGUUGCAGCAGGGUAUCCCUGGGGCUCACCGACUCGAAAUGCUAUCAACCACUCAUACACGAGCACAUUCCGGUUGAUGCUACUGAUCGCAGUCAUCCUCGAGGUCUUCGCGUUGAUCUGUGCACUCCUCAUUCAGGAUCUCAAUGUUAAGGAAGUGGACGAUUCGCGGGAGUACAAGGGUAUCGUGAUUGGAAAGACGGGCGCGAUUGAUACGCUGAAGGAGAAGAUUCAUGCUAAGCGGGAUGAGAACCCUAGCGGAGUUGUUUCUACCGAUGUUACACGGGAGAUUUAG